AGUGGCUGGACCUGUGGCAGCGGGUUGCUAGGCGACCGAGAGCGCCGCUGCCUUAGCCGUAGGAGGCCGCGAGGUCCCGGAGGGGCCCGGCUCGACCAUGUCCUCCCUGCGCAACGCGGACCCCGCGCUCAGGGCUUACUUCAAGCGCCACAGGCUCCUCGAUGUCUACGAGACUCUGCUAUGUGGUAUAUUUAUUAUGUGUCCAGAGGAUCCACUUAAGUUUUUAGAAGAAAAGAUCAGAGAAAUGAUGGAGAAGGGACUAGAUGGUAUUUUAUGGGAUACCUGUAUUGAUUCAUCCUUGAGGCCAAAAUUAAAGAGGAUUUCAGAAACUUAUUUGCACAUCCUUUUUGGACUAAAUGAUGAACAGCUGAUGACUGAAGAGUUAUGUGGCAAAGCAUGGAACUUUUACAGCAAAAACUUAAAGAAACUGUACUUUCAUGGAUGGAUGCAAUAUUGUCUGUUGCAAAAAAAUCAUAGAGCACUUGUAAAGCAGAAGAUGGCUGUUGCAGCAGACCAUUAUGACACCAGAAUAACCAGAGUAGUAGUACAGAAGUGGAGAGCUUGGGUAAAGUUUCGCAAGGAACAAAUAGCAUUGGCAGCAAUGAGGAUACAAAAGGUCUUUAAUGACAGUUUGCACAAAAUUAUCCUAAGGGCGUGGCAUGCAGAGGCUCAGAGUUCCGCAAGAACAAAAGCAUAUUUUGAGAUCUUCCAUUAUAUCAACUUAAUUGAUCUGGCAAGAUGUGCUCAAGUUAGCCGAUCCUGGAUGUUGCUAACACAGGCUAGUUCAAUAUGGACUGAUAUUGAUUUUUCUUCAGUAAAGCACAAGAUGCAGGACAAAACACUAAUAAAUAUUCUGAAGAAAUGGCGUCCUUAUGUGGUACGUUUGAAUCUUCGUGGUUGUUCUUCUCUUCACUGGCCAAGCUUUAAAAGUAUUAGUGAAUGUAAAAAUUUGCAAGAUUUGAAUGUCUCUGAAUGCCAAGGAUUAAAUGAUGAAUCAAUGAGACUUAUAUCAGAAGGUUGUCCAGCUCUUCUCUAUUUAAAUCUGUCAUACACAGAUAUUACUAAUGGGACACUAAGACUGUUAUCAAGGAGCUUCUCCAAUUUACAAUAUCUGAGUUUAGCUUACUGCAGAAAAUUCACAGACAAAGGCUUACAGUACCUGGGAUCUGGGAAAGGAUGUCACAAGCUCAUCUAUUUAGACCUUUCAGGUUGCAUUCAGAUCUCUGUUGAUGGCUUCAGAUAUAUUGCUAACAGCUGCAGUGGGAUUAAGCACUUGGUAAUCAAUGAUAUGCCAACUCUGACAGACAAAUGUAUUCAAGCUUUAGUUGAAAAAUGCCAACAGAUUAUGUCUGUUGUUUUUCUGGACUCUCCACAUCUUUCUGAUGUAGCUUUUAAAGCCCUUACUGAAUGUAAACUUGUCAAGGUCAGAAUUGAAGGAAAUAACCGGAUUACUGAUCUAAGUUUCAAGUUGAUGAGCAAAUCUUGCCCACAAAUCAAGCACAUUUAUAUGGCUGAUUGCCAGAAGAUUACAGAUGUCAGUCUUAAGACAAUUUCUCCGUUGAAGUAUAUUCUUGUAUUGAAUUUAGCAGACUGUGUAAGAAUCAGUGAUGCAGGUUUACGAUCAUUUUUAGAAGGAUCUUCAGGGACAAAGCUAAGAGAACUGAACUUGACUAACUGUAUCCAUGUCACUGAUGCCUCCCUCAUGAAAAUAGCCCAAAGGUGCCAUAAUCUGGCCUACCUGAAUAUGCGUUACUGUGAAAGCGUGACUGAUGCUGGGAUUGAGGCACUGGGAAACAUGACCUCAUUGAUAUCUAUUGAUAUUUCUGGAACCACUGUCUCAGAUAUGAGCUUGGCAGCUCUGGGCCACACUAGAAGAAUGAAGGAACUUUCUGUAUCUGAAUGUAGGAAGAUCACUGAUAUGGGAAUUCAGAAGUUCUGCCAGGGUGCAAAAGAUCUAGAAUACUGUGAUGUCUCUUACUGCUUUCAACUGACAAAUGAAACUGUCAAAGCUUUGGCAUUUAACUGCCACCAACUUACAUCCCUCAACAUAGCUGGUUGUCACAAGAUGACGGAUUUGUGUGUUCAGUAUUUGUCUGGAGUCUGCCAUUAUCUCCACUUCUUGGAUAUCUCAGGCUGUGUACAUCUUACUGACAAAACACUAAAGUACCUUUGGAAAGGUUGUACGCAACUCCGGAUUCUUAAGAUGCUGUACUGCAGAAAUAUUACCAAACAAGCUGUUUUGAAAUAUUCAGCCAAGCUAGAGAAGCAGGAAUAUAAUGAUGCCGACCCUCCUGCGUGGCUUGGCUAUGAUAGCGGUGGAGGUGUACUCCCCCUCAACAAGAAACCCAAAACAGGACCUGAAAAAGCUAAAGCCUUGUACCAGAAUGAAACCAAAGAAGCUGCAUAACAACUUCGGUGCUUCACGUUUUCUUCAGCAGAGAGUGUAAAAAUGAAACAGCAAAUUCCUGUUUCUAAAAUAGUCAUUUAAUAAAGCGGAUUUUCUAGUUGAA
Trachemys scripta elegans is the source of this 2510-nucleotide messenger RNA. It is a transcript of the gene FBXL13, whose product is annotated as F-box and leucine rich repeat protein 13. The record is from RefSeq and is a predicted model, not a curated record. Bases 98 to 2407 code for a protein of 769 amino acids. Lineage: Eukaryota; Metazoa; Chordata; Testudines; Emydidae. Gene Ontology annotation, biological process: SCF-dependent proteasomal ubiquitin-dependent protein catabolic process. Gene Ontology annotation, molecular function: protein binding. Gene Ontology annotation, cellular component: SCF ubiquitin ligase complex. The transcript is spliced from 20 exons.